AUGUUCGACAUCCGAGCGUCCUGUGAGGCCUUGGGGCUGUUUAGAGAUCGUUUGGGAGAACAAGCUGGUGACCACGGUAGCCAGACUACCUGCGCUGUGAUCUGUGUGAUCUUCCCUGGAAAAAACGCCACAGGAGACGUGGAAGACGUGCCGGAGUGCUUGUUCGCCGUAAAGCUUACCUGGGGUCCUCGGACGUGCCUUACUCUUGUCUCCUCUGCGGUGGGGGCUGCGGUCAUCCCGCUGUUUGUGACUGCCGAGGCGUGGUGCUCCGUGGGCGAGUACCGAGCCGGGAGAUCCAGUGUCGCUAAUUUCCUGCCGUUUGGGGAUGGAGACGUAGUAAACCCCAUUUUGGAUGAUGGAAGCUCUGAAGCCAUUUUCUUGCAGCAGCCCUUCAAAUACUUUGGACGCGUAUACAAUCAGAUCUAUGUGAACAACAAUGGUCACUUGACAUUUACUCAACCACUAUCUGUCUACGUCCCUUAUCUGAACGCUGGAAUAGACAUCAUUGCUCCUCUAUGGACUGACCUUAACAAUGUAAAUGGUGGAACAAUCUCCUAUAGAGAGGAUACAAGCAGUGCUGUACUGGCACAAGUCACUGAAGCUGUUCACCAAUAUUUCCCUAACGUGCCUUUUACCGCUUCAUCAGCCUUUGUGGCUACCUGGGAAAGUGUGCCGUACUACACGGGUGGAGGGUCGGCUACUUUCCAACUGGUUUUAGUCUCCAAUGGUGAACGCUCUUUCAUCCUGAUCAACUAUGGUGAUAUUGCAGAAACAGGACAAGUUUGGCUGGCUGGUUAUGACACAGUGGACUCUGUCACUUCUUUCACAAUUCCAGCGGCCAGUGCCCCAGAACUCUCAUCCAGCAGUAAUAUCAAUGUGGAUGGUCGCUGGUCUUUCCGUGUUGAUAGAUCGGUAUACUCUAAUUUCCUGCCGUUUGGGGAUGGAGACGUAGUAAACCCCAUUUCGGAUGAUGGAAGCUCUGAAGCCAUUUUCUUGCAGCAGCCUUUCAAAUACUUUGGACGUGUAUACAAUCAGAUCUAUGUGAACAACAAUGGUCACUUGACAUUUACUCAACCACUAUCUGCCUACGUCCCUUAUCUGAACACUGGAAUAGACAUCAUUGCUCCUCUAUGGACUGACCUUAACAAUGUAAAUGGUGGAACAAUCUCCUAUAGAGAGGAUACAAGCAGUGCUGUACUGGCACAAGUCACUGAAGCUGUUCACCAAUAUUUCCCUAACGUGCCUUUUACCGCUUCAUCAGCCUUUGUGGCUACCUGGGAAAGUGUGCCGUACUACACGGGUGGAGGGUCGGUCACGUUCCAAGUGGUUUUAGCCUCCAAUGGGGAACGGUCUUUCAUCCUGAUCAACUAUGGUGAUAUUGCAGAAACAGGACAAAUUUGGCUGGCUGGUUAUGACACAGUGGACUCUGUCAAUUCUUUCACAAUUCCAGUGGCCAGUGCCCCAGAACUCUCAUCCAGCAGUAAUAUCAAUGUGGAAGGUCGCUGGUCUUUCCAUGUUGAUAGAUCGGCAUACUCUAAUUUCCUGCCGUUUGGGGAUGGAGACGUAGUAAACCCCAUUUCGGAUGAUGGAAGCUCUGAAGUCAUUUACUUGCAGCAGCCUUUCAAAUACUUUGGACGCGUAUACAAUCAGAUCUAUGUGAACAACAAUGGUCACUUGACAUUUACUCAACCACUAUCUGCCUACAUCCCUUAUCUGAACACUGGAAUAGACAUCAUUGCUCCUCUAUGGACUGACCUUAACAAUGUAAAUGGUGGAACAAUCUCCUAUAGAGAGGAUACAAGCAGUGCUGUACUGGCACAAGUCACUGAAGCUGUUCACCAAUAUUUCCCUAACGUGCCUUUUACCGCUUCAUCAGCCUUUGUGGCUACCUGGGAAAGUGUGCCGUACUACACGGGUGGAGGGUCGGUCACGUUCCAAGUGGUUUUAGCCUCCAAUGGGGAACGGUCUUUCAUCCUGAUCAACUAUGGUGAUAUUGCAGAAACAGGACAAAUUUGGCUGGCUGGUUAUGACACAGUGGACUCUGUCAAUUCUUUCACAAUUCCAGUGGCCAGUGCCCCAGAACUCUCAUCCAGCAGUAAUAUCAAUGUGGAAGGUCGCUGGUCUUUCCAUGUUGAUAGAUCGGCAUACUCUAAUUUCCUGCCGUUUGGGGAUGGAGACGUAGUAAACCCCAUUUCGGAUGAUGGAAGCUCUGAAGCCAUUUACUUGCAGCAGCCUUUCAAAUACUUUGGACGCGUAUACAAUCAGAUCUAUGUGAACAACAAUGGUCACUUGACGUUUACUCAACCACUAUCUGCCUACGUCCCUUAUCUGAACGCUGGAAUAGACAUCAUUGCUCCUCUAUGGACUGACCUUUACAAUGUAAAUGGUGGAACAAUCUCCUAUAGAGAGGAUUCAAGCAGUGCUGUACUGGCACAAGUCACUGAAGCUGUUCACCAAUAUUUCCCUAACGUGCCUUUUACCGCUUCAUCAGCCUUUGUGGCUACCUGGGACCGUGUCCCGUACAUCACUGGUGGAGGGUCGGUCACUUUCCAAGUGGUUUUAGCCUCCAAUGGUGAUCGCUCUUUCAUCCUGAUCAACUAUGGUGAUAUUGCAGAAACAGGACAAGUUUGGCUGGCUGGUUAUGACACAGUGGACUCUGUCACUUCUUUCACAAUUCCAGCGGCCAGUGCCCCAGAACUCUCAUCCAGCAGUAAUAUCAAUGUGGAUGGUCGCUGGUCUUUCCGCGUUGAUAGAUCGGCAUACUCUAAUUUCCUGCCGUUUGGGGAUGGAGACGUAGUAAACCCCAUUUCGGAUGAUGGAAGCUCUGAAGCCAUUUACUUGCAGCAGCCUUUCAAAUACUUUGGACGUGUAUACAAUCAGAUCUAUGUGAACAACAAUGGUCACUUGACGUUUACUCAACCACUAUCUGCCUACGUCCCUUAUCUGAACGCUGGAAUAGACAUCAUUGCUCCUCUAUGGACUGACCUUUACAAUGUAAAUGGUGGAACAAUCUCCUAUAGAGAGGAUUCAAGCAGUGCUGUACUGGCACAAGUCACUGAAGCUGUUCACCAAUAUUUCCCUAACGUGCCUUUUACCGCUUCAUCAGCCUUUGUGGCUACCUGGGACCGUGUCCCGUACAUCACUGGUGGAGGGUCGGUCACUUUCCAAGUGGUUUUAGCCUCCAAUGGUGAUCGCUCUUUCAUCCUGAUCAACUAUGGUGAUAUUGCAGAAACAGGACAAGUUUGGCUAGCUGGCUUUGACACAGUGAACUCUUCACACUCGUUUGCC
This is a messenger RNA of Rhinichthys klamathensis goyatoka, 3288 nucleotides long. RefSeq lists its product as uncharacterized. The annotation marks the transcript as partial. NCBI's taxonomy places the organism in Eukaryota, Metazoa, Chordata, Actinopteri, Cypriniformes, Leuciscidae. The transcript has 23 exons. Gene Ontology annotation, biological process: cell-matrix adhesion. The record is from RefSeq and is a predicted model, not a curated record.